AUGGAUCCUUCAAUCGAUCACGCUUCUUCAUCAUCCAAACCAAGAAACACUAAACCCAAAUCCAAACCCUCCAUCACAUCACGUUCCAUCGCUUCCAGAGCCACCAAGAAACAAGAAACUUCCCCUGAAGUUUACGAACACUACUCUGUUUCAUCUCACAUCACACACACCAAGAAGAAACAACAACAAACAGAGCCUAGAUUCUACCCUAGCCCAACCAACACAUUCUACACAGCACCGCUCUACACAGAAGCCAAACAAAGCUUCAGCGACUCCGCAAGCACCCUCGGCGUCGGAGGAAUCGAUCUCGAGAAGAUGGGCGUGUUAACAUACAGAGGAAGCACAGGGAGCGACGAGAGCAGCUCGAGCGGGCUAAGCAACAACGCAGGGAGUUACAAGCCUCACAGAGCCAACAACGACAAAAGAUGGGUCGCGAUUCAAGAAGUUCGUUCUCGGGUCGGGUCGUCUUUGGAGGCUAAAGACUUCAAGCUUGUGAAGCGGCUCGGAGGAGGUGACAUAGGGACUGUUUACUUAGCGGAGUUGAUAGGAACAGGGGAGACUUUUGCAGUGAAGGUUAUGGAGAAGGCGGCGAUUGCGGCGAGGAAGAAGCUUGUGAGGGCGCAGACGGAGAGGGAGAUAUUACAGUCGUUGGAUCAUCCGUUUUUGCCUACUCUGUAUUCGCAUUUCGAAACGGAGAAUCAUUCGUGUUUGGUUAUGGAGUUUUGUCCUGGGGGUGAUUUGCAUUCUCUACGGCAGAAACAGCCUGGAAAGUACUUCCCGGAACAUGCUGCUAGAUUCUACGUUGCUGAAGUGCUUCUAGCUAUGGAAUAUCUACACAUGCUAGGGAUCAUAUACAGAGACCUAAAGCCAGAGAACGUUUUAGUACGCGAAGACGGACACAUAAUGCUAUCAGACUUCGAUCUCUCCCUGAGAUGUUCAGUCUCUCCAACCCUGGUUCGAUUCGCAGCAACCACAACACUCGAAUCCAAACCCUCAAGCUACUGCAUCCAACCAAGCUGCGUAGACAGCCAAAGCUGCAUCGUCCAACCAGACUGCAUCCAACCAGUAUGCUUCACCCCACGUUUCUUGUCCAAAUCCAAAACCAAGAAGAAACUAAACGAGACCGCACGACAAGUCAGACCACUCCCUGAGCUAAUGGCAGAACCAACAAGCGCACGUUCCAUGUCUUUCGUUGGUACACACGAGUACUUAGCGCCGGAGAUUAUCAAAGGAGAAGGACAUGGAAGCGCGGUUGAUUGGUGGACGUUUGGGAUAUUCUUGUACGAGCUUCUGUUUGGUAAGACACCGUUUAGAGGAGAGGGAGGGAAUAAUAGAGCGACGUUGUUUAAUGUGGUUGGACAGCCGUUGAGGUUUCCUGAGCAUCCUAGUGUGAGCUUUGCGGCUAGGGAUUUGAUUAGAGGGUUGCUUGUGAAGGAGCCUCAGCAUAGGUUGGCUUAUAGGAGGGGAGCUACUGAGAUUAAGCAGCAUCCGUUUUUUCAGAGUAUUAACUGGGCUUUGAUUAGAUGUACUAACCCACCUCAGGUUCCACAGCCGGUGAAGAUUGUUGAUAGUGGUCAGAGUCAGGGGCAUGGUUGUAGCCGUAGUCUGGGAGAUGGUAAGCCGCCUACUGUUGUUGAUGUGAAGCCUUCUGGUAAUUAUUUGGAGAUUGAUUUCUUCUGAUUUUUUUUCUGUUUUUUCUCGUUCUUGAUUCUGUGACGGCGUGUGUGUGUGUUAGUCAAGUGUAUAAUGACUUUUUUUUUGCUUUUGGGGGUUUGUGUAGACUUUGGUCAGAUGUGUGUGUUUUUAUCUUACUGGAUGAUUUGAUGACUAUUGUUGUUCUUCACGUUAUGGUGAAGUUGUACAUAUUUGAAACAAGGUUCCUUUAAU
Molecule: messenger RNA, 1887 nt
Organism: Eruca vesicaria subsp. sativa (arugula)
Lineage: Eukaryota; Viridiplantae; Streptophyta; Magnoliopsida; Brassicales; Brassicaceae
Source: the annotation of a GenBank genome assembly